AUGGCCAAGAGCGAGGCGCACUUGGAGCAGGCGCUGGGGGGCCCGGCCCCGCCCGCGGGCUGCCAGGAGACGGAGCAGCUGCUCUUCUCCAGCGAGGGCCCGGGCGAGAAGGGGCUGCGCGGCUCCAAGUCCUUCUCGGGGACCCUGGAGACGGAGCAGAACGGCCACAGCCUCCCCUACAAGCCCGUGUCCGCCGGGCACCUGGACACGGCCCCGCGCUCGCCCUCCCGGGUCAGCCUGGGCCGGGCGUCCUCCAUCGCCACCACCAGCGCCCAGGAGGAGGGCCGGCCGCUGGACUACCUGGUGCUGGCCAUCUUCUCCUGCUUCUGCCCCGUCUGGCCCAUCAACAUCGUGGCCUUGGUCUUCUCCAUCAUGUCAAGGAACAGCGGACAGCAGGGGGACAUGGACGGGGCUCGGAGACUCGGGCGCAUGGCCAGAUUGCUCAGCAUAGUCUCCAUUGUCCUGGGAAUCCUCAUCAUUGUGCUCUACUGUUCGCUCAAUUUCACAGUUUUUCAGACCAAUUAGCAUGAAAAUACCUUGAAGAAGAGGAAGACGUCUUUCCUUCCCAGGGUUUUAAUUUUACCCUUGCAGCAACGUUACAAUUUAGAAGGGUGGCCUUAGGCCCAUCUCUUCUGGAGCAUCGUCCAAGGGAGUGCAUGCAUUUAUUUCACAGCCUCUUGGAAAAUGAUUUCAUACCAACCAAAACAACUGGAGAACACAGCAGCUCGACAAGGACUGGGAAAGGGGUUCGAAUCCCAAGCAGAGGUGGAAUGGAGGGAGAUCCGCUACCGCACUCCUGAUCAGUAACAAAGAUGGUGGGUAGGAGGGAGAACAUGACAAAAAGGGGACAAGGGGAGAACUUCAUGAUGUGGGUUAUUAAAGAACCCGAAAUUUAAUUUUUUUUUAAAAAGGAGAGAACGGGACGUUUUGAGGAAACUUCUUGACAAUUUUGGGACAAAUCCUGUUUUUUGUAUUGAUUAAGUCUCCGUCUCUAUCUAAAAGCUCCAACUGCCAUCAGGAGAUGAAAUCGAUUCAAUGCGGGAGAAAGGAGAGCGCCACUACAGGGGGACAUCGCAUGCACCUUUCUGCAGCUCUGGCCAAAACCACAGCGAAAGGUGGCGGAUCUGGUGGGGGGAUUUUGUAUUUUUGAUGAGAAAAAAAAAAAAGCUGACGACCAUUUGCAUGCCUCUGGGAACGUCCUGCUCCGUGUCCGUUCGUACAAAGCUCUUCUGUCAUUCAAAAGCAUCCCAGAGCUGGGAGGGCAGGGAUUCUGCUGCAUGAGGAAUGCCAGUUUAGCAGGAGAGUCCCGCUCACCCCAACCCCAUGCUGGGGCUUUUAUGGCAGGAAAAAUGUCUUCGCUUUGGAACAAUCCAUUUCUACCUCCCUGCACCCCAGCGAGGGAACGUUUGUGCAGUGGGAAUCUGAGGUAGCAGCGGUGCCCAGGAAGGGAGAGCAGAUUCUGUCCACUUGAGCGUGUAUACCAUGUCCAUCAUGGCUGGAGCUGAAGGCCCAAUCCAGAGCCCAUCACAAUCUCCGCAAAGACACCUACUGGCCUGGAGGGGAAAUUUCAAAGGCCCCAAGGGGAGUCUCUCAUUGCACCCUCGCUCCCCUUUGACAAUCCCCCCAAAUGCCUGGUUUAGCCCCACUUCAGCUGUAACCACCCACGCAUCUGGGCUAAGCUCCACGAAAGGUCAGUUUUUAAGUGUGUUAUAUACAAAUAAUGGACUUCUGCUCUGCAGGGUUCAAAAUCUUUGCCCAUGGCCUUCCCCUCACCUUCCACAACACGGGUUUCACUGCUUGGCAUUUCCCAGCAGCUCAGGGCCUGGGAUUUUCCUCACAGUCCCUUCCCUGGCCUCGUGCCAUACUUCAUUGCCUCUUACUCUGCCUGGGCUUGGUGGGGCUGCUUGUAAUGUACUACGUUCUGCUGCCCGCCUUGUGUGACAUUUCAUCUCGUGAGGUUUUAUUGAUGGCUUUGGGCCAACUGACCCCUGAUCUCCUAUUGGUGCUGUUUGCAAACUCACCUAUGGGGGUUAUACGAGAGCUGCCACUGGGCACACACUGACCAUUCCAUCAUCCACAUCUCACCCAGCCACACCCCCGAUGGCUCUGCGAACCCAGGCAUUGCCAAGCCUUGGCAGAGUACCACACUUUUCCUCCCUCACACCCCUAGUAGCAAUUUUGAGUCUCUUAGGAAGCUCUGAACCAAACCUGCUGGCACUUAGCUGAGAGAAUUCCCUUGCCACCCAUUUCUGUGCUCCUCAUUAAUAUGUUUUCUUUUGCUAGGCUGGCUCAGAACCUCGGUGACAACCACACAAUUCCCUGGGUACACUAGCAACAUGCUUCUCUGGCUAGAAGCAAUUCUUAGGAUGCAGAACCAUUUGACUUUUUGCUACACUACCCUGCUUUCCCCUGCUAUGUUUCCCCUCAUCUCCAGGCUUCAGCUCCUCUCUCCAGCGUCUAGAACACAGCCCAACUCUUCUGCAACAUCCCUCUUGUUUUCUGACUUUGAGUGGUUGGCGCCUUAGGGAGAGCACUGGGAGUUUAAGCAAGGAGGGAGCUGAGGGACAGUAGACUGCACUCAAGCGUGUUUUGAUUUCCCUUUUCACGUUUCAUGCAGAAUAGCUUCUCGCUGAGCAAUGCCUGAUGCACAAGGUGUAAACUCAUGCUGGCUGAGAUACCCAGCUGCCCCAGGCAGCCAAAUACUUCGGCCAGCAACUCAUCAGAAACCUUGGUUGGCCACUUAAGGGGACGGACAGACUGUUAACAGGACUGCACAUGGUACUUUCCCAUGCAGAUCCCCAUAAUCAGCAUGUACAGUUCACAGAAUGUGCCUUUCAGGUUCAUUAUCUCCUUUCUGGCCUGCAUAACGACACUGCUGCCUCGUCAGGCAUCUUCCUGUCCUUUGCUCCCUGGCCCAACCCACUUGCAACUGACAAACUGCUUAGAAAUCACAACAAAAUUGUUGUGCUUAGAAAUCACAACAAAAAGCCUUUUGGAAUGGGAAGAAGUGACACUGAAGGAAAACUGCAGUAAUGAGUUACAAUCCCUUGCAACCAAAUAUUUAUUAAAUAAGAAUUGAAAUGCUACUUUGUAAUUAUAUAGCACCUCUCCUCGAGGAGCGUGAAGCGCUUUACCAAAAUUAACUAACCCACCCUCGACCCCCAUGUGAGGUAGGUACCGGAUAUUGUACAGAUGGCAAAAUUAUGGUAUAGGAAAGUUAAAUGACUUGCCCAAGGAGACAGACUGUAGCAGAGCUAAGAAGAGGAACUAGUUAUCCUGUCUCCCAGUCCCCAGAAGACCAUCCUCCCUCUCAAUUUAUGUAUAUUUUCUUGGUAUGGAUUUUACACACACUGCACUUUCAAAAGGGAAGGUAGAAAUAGCUGUCAUUGCUUCCUUAACCAUGAAUGGUCCCCCAUGGGCAGCUGCCAUUUGAAUGAUCCUCUACAGGAGACAUUCCAGUCUGACGAAGCAGACUGGGACAGAGAAAGCAGAAUUAAUUUGAAUGCAUGAGAAGGGAAGAGCUGCCUUAGAAUGAAAAUUGCAGUGAUGAUGUGUUGCAUGCAUCCAAAUGGGAUUUGCUCUCUAUCUUACCCUACAUCAUCAGGCUGUGAGGACGACAGCUUCCUGUCUCACUGUUAAAUAUAAUAAAAAAGAAAAAUGAAGACACUGACGUUCCUUCAGUGAUUUACUCUCCUAAUUAGACACAGUGAUUAGAUUCUUUUACACUACUCUACACUUUAAAAGCCAUCUCCUUCGUUCGCGUCUUGUGCUUAGAUCCAGUCAAAAGUCUCCAGAGAGCAUUGCUCUAUUCAAUCACAAUCAUACCAUGUAACCACAAUCCAUGAAAGCAUGGCAGUCGGGGAAGAGGACCAAUACACUAAUGCACCAAGCUGCGGUUAAGUGGCUUCCUUUGCUCAAUAUUUCCAUUCACAUACACUUUGUUGUCCCACCCUAAAUGCCUCCUCUCCCUCCUUGGGAUUUACAGAUUUCAAAUACCGUUACUCAGUUAUGCCCCAUCCUUAGUCACCAUUUAGCUAGACUCUGUGUGUGUAUAUCAAUAUAUUUUUCUCAGAAAUUGCCCCUUAAUCAUUCCUGAAUUCUUUCCAGUUUCAGGAUUUAUCUGUUGCUGCUGAGUAAUGAUGGUUGAACCUAAAACUGUUCAGAGUUUCCAUCUGGAUAAGGGCUAGGAGUGUCAGGAGAGUGGUUCUCUGGGGAAAGGUCCUGUCCUUCCUGCUAACAGUGUGGCCAGGAGAAUACCCUGGGCAUGGUGCAGAGGUUUGAUUGGGGUUCAGUAUGAGUUUGUACUUAAUGAGAAGCAUUUGGCUCAUCCCUGGAGCUGCAUGCAGUAGCAUAGAAACAGGCUCCCUGGUACUGUCUAGUGAGGGAUUCGCUCCUCUCUGCUCUGCAGCAUGAUGCUUCUGCAUCUGCAGCCCAGAACUGUAUGGACUUUUCUGCCACUCUCUCAUGGCAAGCUGCUACCCAUUUCGCGGUUUGCUCUCACUCAUGGGUCAUUUAGCAUUUCCAUUUUCCUCCUUCCAUCCUCCCAUGGGAUCUUUGUUUUGGAGCGGUUCCCCCUUCCCCCGACAUGCUAGCUUGCAUUUGUUCAGGAAGAAUCUCUUUUUCAACCCCUAUUUCUCCCUCUUUUCCUGCCCUGACUCAUGUCACAAUAGUGCGUGAUGGCGUCAUGCCCAAGACAUGGCACCGAAUGCCGUAACUAAGACUCUGCUAAGUAUACUUCCUCUUUCCCUUAAUAUCUGCAUCACCAAGUGCGGCCGCAGGGAAUUACAAGAACCUACAUAUUUUGAGGACUUAACAAAACAACAAUGGGAAAAACCCAAAAUAUUUUCAGGUGUGCUGAGAUAUACUGCUGCUGACUGAGGAAUUAUCUAGUUUGAUAGCGCGUUCUCGUACAAUCCACCCUGUUUUCUGCAUCCAACCACCACCGACUCAUUAGUUCCACUGAGUUCACAUAACAGAGGAAGACGAUCACAAACUAGGUAGAUUUGCUCCCUACACACCCACCCACCCUUAUGACUCUGUUCUUUGUUAACUUGCUGCUGCCGCAGCCCAAGCACACACAGCUGGCACAGUCACAGGUAUACGGGCUAUGAAAUCCUCAGGGUUUGGUCCAGUCUUUAAUUUCGCACUCAAAAUUCAAACCCAGCCUACAUUAAGAGAAGCUCCCUACUCCAAACGUCCUUGCUUGAAUCCACAUGAAUCCCAGGGGGUAGAGGCAGACGAGCCGAAUGGUUUCGCCUGCUGUUGGGAUGCUGGUCCUAGGGAUGCUACGAGGAAGGUACUAGCUCGCUGCGAGGUCAAGUGCCAUUGAGCAGAGAAGCAAUUUUGGUUUUAUGUCAGUGUGCUGUCAGGCCCCCUCAUGGACAGGGCAGCUUGGUUCCAGUUACUUGUUCACUGUCAGUUUCACGGACAGAUGCUGCAGGAGAGGCUAGAUGGAUUGUAGCACAAACAGAGGGAAGAAAGAGACAAAAUACCCUAUGUGAAAUUUGGCCCUGUGAAAAUGGAAGAGCCCCAGUGACUGGGUUAGCGAGUCCAGCCCUAGUGCUAGAGUGUCAGACGCCUGGCGAGGAGAGAGCUGGAUUCCACAUCUAAUUAUGGUCUGCUGGCCGGGAUCUGAAUUCAGGACUUUAUACUCUCAGAUCCACAGCAGGUUCCUCACUGAUGGCACUGGGAAGUUUGCAUGACGAUCCCAGCCUUCAUGUGAUGAAUUAUUCACAUUCCCCUUAGCGUCUCAUUCACUGUCACUCUGGGGGGGAGGGUGAGAUCUGCCGCCCCCUAAGGCCACUGCUCUUUCUGCUCUGUGCUUUAAUUUCUUCCCAUCUAUCCUCUCUGUGCUUCGUUCCCUCCCCCCUGCCUGUGCAAGUCUGCAGUUCCAUGCCUGCCUCAAUUCCCAAGUCCCAUGACCUUCACUCCCACUUUCCUGUUCCAGCCACUAAACUGCCCAGCAACGGAACACAUCAUGUUGACAACAAAGUGUCAUCGCUGGGCUUUACAUUGAUGCUCCAAUGAGAUUAACAGGGCACAGGGGAGUUCAUGCCUCAGAGCCAUUGGUUUCAGGCUGUCUGCAGACUCAGGCAGAUAUUGCAUCAGGUACCCUUCCAAAUGUGAACCGAGUUUCUCUGUGCAUCCAGGAGGGCUAGAAACUUACUUGUUUGUGAAAAUUAAAUCUUAGAUUCUGCAUAAUCUGAAUAUGUGAGGCCACCUGCAUGAAUACACAGGUGGGCUCAAUUUGGGCCAUAUAUUUGGCAUCUUUGCCUUAGUCUAUGUAAGUUGGUCCUUACAGCGUUAUGGCUCAAUAAUUAUGGCUGAAAUCUGCAAUCCUGCUUUAAGCCCAUUUUUUACAAAUAUACUUGUUCGUUAAAAACACAACCAAGUUUAGCCUGAAAAUUCACAUGCUUGGCUUCAAGCCAAGGCAGAAAAACCUUUUCAAAAAGUUGUAGCAAGCUUUUUUUUAAAAUAAUUUUUAAUUAGCUGGUAACGAAAAUCGUGUAUCUAUAUACAUAAUCAUGACAAGGAACUUGAGAAACGGAAAACACGGUUCACCAUGCCAAUCUGAUAUCCUUUCUGAGCAGGGACCCUCUGUUUCAGGCCUUUUUACAUGAAGACAAAAAACAGAUCCUUUACAAUGAUCCCCAUUGUCACACUCCCAGGUUCAUCCUGUUCUGAAGCCAAACUGUCUGGAUCAUGCUUUGUACCGGUUUACAGACUGAUCCUUACAAAUAGCCUUGAUGUAACUGGAAUUCCAGCUUGGAGCUCCUUUUUGGUGAUGUUUCCUUUUCUGUCGGAUGCCGUGAUGUAUCUUAUAUACUUUCCUUUGUAUUUCUUGGCAUGAGAACAAACAAUAAAAUGUAACAUGCAUG
Molecule: messenger RNA, 6878 nt
Organism: Mauremys reevesii (Reeves's turtle)
Lineage: Eukaryota; Metazoa; Chordata; Testudines; Geoemydidae
Gene: TRARG1
Product: trafficking regulator of GLUT4 (SLC2A4) 1
Exons: 3
Coding region: 1-525 (174 amino acids)
Cellular component (GO): membrane
Source: RefSeq, a predicted model, not a curated record